AUGUGGUUCAUGUAUGCAUUAUCUUGGGUUUCAUUUAUUCUUAUUGCUAUCUGUUUGACUAUCGCUGUUGCAGCUGGUAUGUAUUAUGUUGCUGAACUUAUUGAAGAAUAUACAUCCAUUGCAAAACGUAUUAUACGUCUUAUACUUAUUACUGUUACAAUACUUAAUAUUUGCCUGUUUUUAUUUGAAACACAAUUUACAUGGACACUUUGUAUUAUUGGACUUAUAUCAAAUAUAAUCUAUUUUUUUAUCUUAGCAGAUUUUCCUGUUAUUGGUUUCCUGUCACCAACAUUUCUUUUUUCUAUGCUUCUAUUAGUCAUCCAUCAUUAUUUUGCAUUUUCAUUUUUUAAUAGUCAUUAUUAUCCAUUUCCAGAAAUACUUUCCUAUUUUACAAUAUUUGUUUGGAUGGUACCAUUUUGUUUUGUAUUAUCAUUAUCAGCAAAUGAUUAUGUUUUACCACAAUAUGCUGAUAAACAACGUGAUCAAUAUAAUCAAGAUCCUAUGCUUAAUAAUGGUGGUGAUGUUGUAACAAAUUAUUUUAAAAAACGAGCUAACAAAGUUGGACUUUUAGCAUGUAUGCGAUCAAUACAAGAUACAAUUUUACCAACAAGAAAUAAGAAAUUCUAA
Molecule: messenger RNA, 627 nt
Organism: Adineta steineri
Lineage: Eukaryota; Metazoa; Rotifera; Eurotatoria; Adinetida; Adinetidae
Source: the annotation of a GenBank genome assembly